CCCGCUCGGAAGCCGGAUCCCGAGCCGGGCAGGAUGGAUCAUCACCAGGCGGGGACUGGCCGCUACCAGGUGCUUCACAAUGAAGAGGAUAAUUCAGAAUCAUCUGCUAUAGAGCAGCCAUCCACUUCAAACCCAACACCACAGGUUAUGCAUCCUGCUCCUUCAACACCAGCACUUGAGACGGACUCUUCUCCUCCACCCUAUAGCAGUAUUACUGUGGAAGUACCUACAACUUCAGAUACAGAAGUUUACAAUGAGUAUUAUCCCGUGCCACCUCCCUACAGUGUUGCUACCUCUCUUCCUACAUACGAUGAAGCUGAGAAGGCCAAAGCUGCUGCCAUGGCAGCUGCAGCAGCAGAAACAUCUCAAAGAAUUCAGGAAGAAGAGUGUCCACCAAGAGAUGACUUCAGUGAUGCAGACCAGCUCAGAGUGGGUAAUGAUGGGAUUUUCAUGCUUGCCUUUUUCAUGGCAUUUAUUUUCAACUGGCUUGGAUUUUGUUUAUCCUUCUGCAUCACCAACACCAUAGCUGGGAGGUAUGGUGCUAUCUGUGGAUUUGGCCUUUCAUUGAUCAAAUGGAUCCUUAUUGUCCGGUUUUCUGAUUAUUUUACUGGAUAUUUCAAUGGACAGUAUUGGCUUUGGUGGAUAUUUCUUGUACUUGGCCUGCUUCUUUUCUUCAGAGGAUUUGUGAAUUAUCUAAAAGUCAGAAACAUGUCUGAAAGUAUGGCAGCUGCUCAUAGAACAAGAUAUUUCUUCUUAUUAUAGAGACUCCAUCAAGCUGACAUUCCUUUCUUAUACCAAUGUGAAAUUUCCAGAUCAUCUGUAAACCUACGACUUUAAUAGGAUAGAAGACUACUAAUAACAAGACAAGUUAGUGAAGAAAAGAUAGAGCUUCAGAAUUAAAUGGAAGGGUGGUUUAUACUUAAAAGCUAUUUCUGUUCAUUGAAUAUCUAUAUUUCAUUUGUUUUGCACUUAUAUAUGUGCCCAUUUAAAAGAUUUGCAUAUACUUGAAAGAAACCGUAAAGUUACAGCAGUAAAGUCCAGUCACAUUUGGUUAAUAAGUGUUUGAUAUGACUGAAAGAGUUGAAUGAUAAACAGUCUUCCAUUAUGUAAAUGCCAUUGACUUCUGACCUGACAUUUAGUAUAAUAAAAAUGAAAUUAUUAACCAUGUCAAAUGUUAGAUUCAUUGAGUAAUUCUACAUAUGAAACAUCUUUUGUUAUACAUAAAGUUUAUUGAAACCUGCAGUGCUGAUUGUUAGAAAGGAUUUGCCAGAUUUUUGAACAUAUUUACAUUAUUAUUUAGGAAAACUCUUCUGUGAAUAACCAUGCAUAAAUUACUUUUUUGCAUUGUUUUCUUAGAAAUUGUGUCUCGAUAUCUCUAAUUUUAAGUUAAAUGGACUAAGUAUAUACAGAAAACUCAAAUGCUAAAGAUAAAGUUUGUUUUGGACAAAUUUCAAGAAAAUGUGGGUAUACCAAAAGUCCCUUAUAAGAAAAAAAUUUUUUAAGGGACAUACUAGUUUUAGAGAUUUUUCAAAUGAGUAGCUUGGUUUUUAGGGUUGCCCAUCUUAGAGAUUCUUGCAGGAAGAGAUUGUAUUGGAUAUUAUAUUUAUUUCAUUUAAGAUACUUUUGAAAAUUAAUUUUCCAAAUAAGAUAAUUUUCAUUUGCAUUUGUCUUCUCAAAAGCCAAUAAAUCUUUCAAUAUCAGUUUAAUAAUUUUUUUCUCUAGAUGCUUAAUUUGUAAAGCUUAGCAAAUAAAAUCUUGUGCUAUUAAUAGCUUCUUGCUUUGUGAUUAUAGGAUUUUAACUUUUAAAAAACUUAUCUUGAAUUGAGAUAUGCAAAAUUCCCAUUUUCAAGUUAUGGAAAUGUGUCUAUGGAACAUAGGGGUGGGGGAUGUGUGUGUGUGGUGAGAGUGUGUAACCAUUAUUACAAUUGUAAUCUAAUUUACAUUCUUAACCUACUACAUUUAGCAUCUUGCAAAUCUUUUUAUGUUUUUCUUUUCAGUUAUAUCUUUGCUUUUGUGUGCCAACAGUAAAAAUGAUGGUAUAUCAUCUUUUAAACUUAGAAAUUAUUUAAUUCAGCUAUAUAGAACAUAUAAAAUUAAUUUCUUAUUUAUUAUGAGACACUACUACUAAAAGGUACAUCUGACUAUUCAGGGGCAUUUUUCCAUUUCUGAAAAAAUAAAAUUUAUUAUGCUUUAUAACUUCUUGUAUUUCUCUGUAUUUUCUGAUUUUUUCAUUGUCUUUGAUAAAUAAAACAUACAGUUUUGUUUUGCUAAUUGAGCCUCCUAUUUUUUGUUUUCUCUCAUUCAGUUUACUUACCUACAUAGAAUUUUUACUGUUGAUUAAAGUGUCUGUAUUAUACCCCUUUAAGUAAAAUAAUAGCAUGGGGUAAAGUAAACAAUAUAUAAUUUAGUUGUCUAAUUUGGAAAUUAAUUAAAAUUAGAAUGUACUGAUAACCUGCAAACUCAUGCUGUAUCUCUUCUCUAUCUCAUAUUAAUUUCUUAUAUAUCUAUGCUUUGUUCUUUUAAUAAUUUUAAAUGAUUAAUUUCUUAAAGCUUAAUUGCUUUGAUACAUGGUAAUUUUAAAAUACUAGGAAGCUCAGCUAUCAAACAUCAAUUUAUUAAAAUUUCAUUUUGGUUUUUAUGGUAUAUAUACUUGGUUUCUGAAUAUGGAUAUGUUACUUUUGAUCCAAAAUCAAAACUUCACCUUUUGUUUUGAUUUUUUCCCCCAAAUCUAUAGCGUUCAAGUGUACAUAAUACUUAGUUCUCUAUAAUUAGUAUAAUUCAAUGGUAGCCUUAAAUCUCAUCAUACAAGGCAGGGGAAUCAGAAUGUUAUUUUCAGAAACAUUCUCAUCCAGAUUUAUCAAAUCCUACAUACAUCCUUUCAUUUCCUGUGAGCUUGAAUAGCUGCUGUUGUGUUUGGGGGACACUUAAUCAUCCUUGAAUCUUGCCUUAAAGAUUGAAAAUCAAAAUUCUUGUUAGGGUGUCCAAACAUUUUUGAAUGAAUGUGAACUGGGACUUGGAAGUUCAUGCAAAAAUUUCUUAAAUUAUUUCUAUUGUGCUUGAAUAAGCUAGUUAUGGCCAGGAUAAUCCACUGUAUGUAUUUAUGCAAUAAGCUGAAUUUUAAGGCAAAGAUACAUUUUUCUAUAUAAUGAAUUCAAGAUAGAGUUUAGACAUUUAAAAUUAAAAUACAAAUCCCACUAUAUUCAGUCAAAAUGAAAAUCCCUGCUUAAUAGAUUAAAAAUACUAAUCUCUAGCCUCUAGGGAUAUUUAUCCCAUUUGAGACAUGCCUUUGAAGUUGUCCGUAGAUUUUUACCUGUUAAAAGAAUAAUCACUAAUCUUUCCAGUAAAAACCUCUUAUAACAGGAAAAGAGCAGUCAGUCCAGAAUAUCUAACUAGAGAAAAUUUUGUGUUUUUUGACUGGCAUGUAUUGUUUAAAAAAGCAUAAAAAAUAAUGAUAGUGAAUGUGAUACUGUACUUAAUGAAUAUAACAUGUAUCCCAAGUUGACUCAGAACAGUUUUGGUUAUUCCUGUUUUCCUAGCUUAACUAAAUAGUGCCUCCUCUGACUCUCAAAAGUUUCCUAAUUUGGAGGAUAAGUUAUAUGAUCACCGCGUGUAUAAUCGUAUACUGUACUGAAAAGUGACUACCUUAGCCCUGCUGCCCUUUGAGAGGUGGAACUGGAGUAAGGGCAGCAACCAGUUAUUGUUAUCACAGCUUUUUCUAACCAUUUGUUUGGCCUAUAGAAGAAGAAUAGUAUCUUUUUUUUUUUUAAAUGGAAGUUGUAUUUGAAUGAUUCCAGCUAAUAGUAAACAAUAUAUGGCUUUUAUAUUUUUAAACUGCUGUUAAAUGUCAUUUUAAAUGUUUAUUAGUCACUUAAUUCUUCAAAUAGCCAUAUGAAGUAUUAGUAUAUUAUUUGAUAAAGUUCAACUAUUAGAUGAUAAUGUGCCAUUCAUUAUUAUAGGAAUGUCCUUGCCCAUAUAAAAAACACGCUGGCAUGUAUUUUACUUGUUAAUAAAGCUAUGUAGAUGUGGAAGUGUGAA
Carlito syrichta (Philippine tarsier) is the source of this 4035-nucleotide messenger RNA. It is a transcript of the gene NDFIP2, whose product is annotated as Nedd4 family interacting protein 2. The transcript has 8 exons. Gene Ontology annotation, cellular component: perinuclear region of cytoplasm; endoplasmic reticulum; Golgi apparatus. Gene Ontology annotation, biological process: vacuolar transport; ubiquitin-dependent protein catabolic process; positive regulation of protein ubiquitination. Gene Ontology annotation, molecular function: WW domain binding. Bases 34 to 762 code for a protein of 242 amino acids. Lineage: Eukaryota; Metazoa; Chordata; Mammalia; Primates; Tarsiidae. The record is from RefSeq and is a predicted model, not a curated record.